Messenger RNA from Neltuma alba, 1751 nucleotides. RefSeq names its product pentatricopeptide repeat-containing protein At2g36730-like. The transcript has a single exon. Gene Ontology annotation, biological process: RNA modification. Lineage: Eukaryota; Viridiplantae; Streptophyta; Magnoliopsida; Fabales; Fabaceae. The record is from RefSeq and is a predicted model, not a curated record. Bases 155 to 1675 code for a protein of 506 amino acids. Gene Ontology annotation, molecular function: RNA binding; protein binding.
UUAUGUACGUCUCGCCUGAUGAGAAUGCCCUUUGGGUUAUUGUGCGUUUAGUUUUUGGAUUUGUACAGGGGCGAUUAUUUCUUCUGAAUCAGAUUGCCAGUUCCUUAGACCAAUGAUAAAUAUUUUCUGAAAGUUGCUUUUAGAAAGCCUAUGCAUGAUUCGACUCUCUCCAAAGCUCCCGAACCCCAACUCAAACUUCCUCUCUAAGAAGCACCAAUGUCUCUCUCUACUGAACCUAUGUGCUUCCACUAAACAACUCUCUCAAAUUCAAGCUCAAUUACAAGUUUCUGGUCUUUCCCAAGAUCCUUUUUUGCUUAGAAAGCUCGUUUAUUUUUAUGCUUUGUCUUCCUUCAAAAACUUGAACUAUGCACGAAUACUUGUUUACUACUCUCCCAACCCACCACCCGUUGCCUGGAACAUGCUCCUUAGGGGCUAUGCCUCCAGCCAUUCCCCUAUUGAAUCCAUUUGGGUAUUCCGUGAAAUGCGGAAUCGAGGAGUUACACGCACUAAGCUUACAUUCCCGUUCCUCUUCAAGUCAUGCGCUAUGGUAGUAGCACUUGGAGAAGGAAGGCAAGUGCAGGCAGAAGUUGUCAAGUGUGGUUUGGAUUCUGAUGUUUACGUUCAAAAUACUUUAAUCAAUUUCUAUGCUUCUUGUAAGAAAAUACUGGACGCUAAACAAGUAUUUGAUGAAAUGUCUGAGAGAACUGUUGUUUCAUGGAAUUCAGUUAUAGAUGCUUGCGUUGAGAACCUUUGGUUCAAAGAUGGAGUUGGGUAUUUUGUGACAAUGAGAGAUUUUGGGUUUGAACCGGAUGAAACCACCAUGGUUGUCAUGCUUUCUGCGUGUGCUGAGUUAGGAAACUUGAGCCUUGGGCGAUGGGUACAUUCCCAAGUAAUAGUGAGAGGCAUGGCGCUCAAUUGUCAGUUAGGUACUGCUCUUGUUGACAUGUAUGCAAAGUCUGGAGCUGUAGGUUAUGCUAAAUUUGUAUUCCAUAGAAUGGAAGAGAGAAAUGUGUGGACAUGGAGUGCAAUGAUUCUUGGACUAGCCCUACACGGGUUUGCCAAGGAAGCCCUUGCACUUUUCCCCAAAAUAAAUGACUAUCCUACCAUAACUCCAAAUUAUGUAACUUAUCUUGGGGUUCUAUGUGCUUGUAGUCAUGCUGGGAUGGUAAACGAAGGGUACCAAUACUUCCGGGAUAUGGAACAAGUUCAUGGGAUCAAACCCAUGAUGAUCCAUUACGGAGCCAUGGUUGAUAUCUUGUGUCGUGCUGGGUAUCUCAAAGAAGCUUACGACUUCAUACAGGGGAUGCCUAUUGUGCCAGAUGCAAUUGUAUGGCGAACCUUGCUUAGUGCAUGCACCAUUCAUGACGUUAAUGACCAUACUGGUAUAGGGCAUAAGGUGAGGAAGAGGUUGCUUCAGCUGGAGCCUAGGAGGGGAGGGAAUUUUGUUAUUGUUGCAAACAUGUAUGCUGAAAUAGGGAUGUGGGAGAACGCAGCAAAUGCUAGGAAGGCUAUGAAAGAUAGGGGGCUAAAGAAGAUGGCCGGAGAGAGUUGUAUUGAGUUAGGUGGGUCCAUGUAUACUUUCUUCUCAGGAUAUGAUUCUCGACCAGAAUUGAUGAUUGUUUAUCUCUUAUUAGAUGGAUUGAUUCUGCAUUUAAAGAUGGUUAAUUAUUUGUAGUAGCAAUAACUUUUGAUUAAUACAACAUUGUUGUUUAUCUAUUAUAUUUUUUAUUGGAAAUGGCCAACUUUUUUCC